Messenger RNA from Hyalella azteca, 399 nucleotides. Its product is annotated as glycine-rich RNA-binding protein 10-like. The transcript has 5 exons. The coding region runs from base 79 to 399 and encodes 106 amino acids. The record is from RefSeq and is a predicted model, not a curated record. NCBI's taxonomy places the organism in Eukaryota, Metazoa, Arthropoda, Malacostraca, Amphipoda, Hyalellidae.
AGCGCCGCCGGCCGGCAGCUAUAAAAGGAAGCGUCCGCAGUUCAAGUCAUAGUCAACUCGAGCAUCCAACUGGGAAACAUGGCUCGAUUGCUGACGCUUGCUGUGGUGGCGCUGACGGUGGCCGUGGUCGCAGGCUGGGGCGGCUCUGGCGGUGGUGGAUAUGGCGGUGGUGGACGAGGCUAUGGCGGGGGUGGUGGUGGAUUUGGAGGCGGUGGAUUUGGUGGUGGUGGAUUUAGCAGCGGUGGUGGAUUUAGCAGCGGCGGUGGAUUUAGCAGCGGCGGUGGAUUUAGUAAAGGAGGUGGUGGAUUUGGCGGUGGUGGAUUUGGUGGUGGUGGAUUUGGUGGUGGUGGAUUUGCGGCGGCGGUGGUUAUGGUAAAGGAGGCGGAGUUUCAAUCGUGA